AUGGGUUCGGGCCCAGUCCCCGCUCCGCGGCCUGCGCCGGGCCCGCGCCUGAGCCUGUCUUAUCUUUCCCCCCGCAGCAGCAAAGUGUCCCGCGACACGCUGUACGAGGCGGUGAAGGAGGUGCUGCAGGGCAGCAAGACCAAGAAGCGCAAGUUUGUGGAGACGGUGGAGCUGCAGAUCAGCCUGAAGAAUUACGACCCGCAGAAAGACAAGCGAUUCUCCGGCACCGUCAGGCUGAAGUCGACCCCACGGCCCAAAUUCUCUGUCUGCUUGCUGGGAGACCAGCAGCACUGCGAUGAGGCCAAAGCAGUGGAAAUCCCUCACAUGGACAUAGAGGCUCUGAAGAAGCUCAACAAAAAUAAGAAGCUGGUGAAGAAGCUGGCUAAGAAGUACGAUGCCUUCCUGGCUUCAGAGUCCUUGAUCAAGCAGAUCCCUCGAAUCCUGGGACCAGGUCUGAACAAAGCUGGCAAAUUCCCUUCUCUCCUCACUCACAAUGAGAACCUGGUGGCCAAGGUUGAUGAGGUCAAAUCUACCAUCAAGUUUCAGAUGAAGAAGGUGCUCUGUCUGGCUGUGGCUGUUGGUCACGUGAAGAUGACAGAGGAUGAACUUGUCUACAACAUCCACCUGGCCAUCAACUUCCUGGUGUCCUUGCUGAAGAAGAACUGGCAGAACGUGCGUGCUUUGUAUAUCAAGAGCACCAUGGGGAAGCCCCAGCGUCUGUACUAGCUGGGUGGCAAUAAACUUUUAGGACAUCUUA
Messenger RNA from Meleagris gallopavo (turkey), 757 nucleotides. The record is from RefSeq and is a predicted model, not a curated record. NCBI's taxonomy places the organism in Eukaryota, Metazoa, Chordata, Aves, Galliformes, Phasianidae.